AAAUAUCUUCGUCGACUUGAAGAGAACAUCGAACACGUUCGAUUCACAUCCCACACCGCGCCAACACGCCCAUCACCAAUGGCAAGUCCCACAGAUAGUUUGUGCUCGAAAGUACGUCUCACGUUAUCAGCGAGAAAUCUGAAGAAUUGUGAUGUGUUCUCGAAAAGCGAUCCAAUGUGUGUUGUUUUCUUAUCAUCAGGUGCCCUCCGAGAUGACUGUUAUUACGAAUGCGGUCGUACGGAAACGUUGAUGAACUGCUUGAAUCCAGAAUGGAGUAAAACGAUUUGUGUUGAUUAUUUCUUUGAAGAAUUGCAAAAAGUGAAAUUUGAAGUAUAUGAUAUAGAUUCGGUGUCGAAUGAUUUAAAAGAACAUGAUUUUAUCGGUUUCGUUGAAACAACACUCGCUGAAAUUGUUGCAUCGCCAUCUUCAAGAAAAACUUUCGUUCUAAGUGGGAAAGAGGGAAACACUCACAACGGUGACUUAACAGUUGUAGCAGAAGAAGCAGACAGCGAUCGGAAUGAAGCAGUUGUGUUUGCAAUAAGAGCGGUAAAGGUAGACAAAAAGCAAUUUCUCGGUAAAAGUGACCCAUUUCUGCAGAUAUAUCGCAUCAAUGAUGAUGGGACGUGA
Molecule: messenger RNA, 627 nt
Organism: Anisakis simplex (herring worm)
Lineage: Eukaryota; Metazoa; Nematoda; Chromadorea; Rhabditida; Anisakidae
Source: the annotation of a GenBank genome assembly